AUGAUAAAAAAAACCCUUAACCCCCAACUCGUAAAGGGGGAGUACUUGGCACGGAGGUCAGUGAAACGUGUCUACGAGGACCCUGUGGAAGACCAGGCAACCUUCCACAGUAGCCUAUUUUGGCAGCCUUCACUGCGGUACGCUGCACUGCCGCAGUGCGACUUUUAUAUCAUGCAUACUCGUGGGAAUCAUAUGGAGAACCUCAAAAAACCAAACCGACUUGAUACAAUGGACAAAACAAACGCAUCGGAAAACAGCAACAAUGGAGAAUAUGGAAAACUUAAAAACAAAUAUGGCAUUAGGAACUCCCUUCAGAAAGCGGGGUCGUCUACUUCUACUGAAAAGGUAAAUUUUUCUCGUAGUUACGAUUUUCAAUAUUUCCAACACAAUUUUUCUUCUAAAUUCGUAGAUGUUUAUUGUGUAUGCACUAUGCAAACUUAA
Molecule: messenger RNA, 441 nt
Organism: Macrosiphum euphorbiae (potato aphid)
Lineage: Eukaryota; Metazoa; Arthropoda; Insecta; Hemiptera; Aphididae
Source: the annotation of a GenBank genome assembly